Molecule: messenger RNA, 2849 nt
Organism: Dunckerocampus dactyliophorus (ringed pipefish)
Lineage: Eukaryota; Metazoa; Chordata; Actinopteri; Syngnathiformes; Syngnathidae
Product: zinc finger protein 510-like
Exons: 5
Coding region: 74-1111 (345 amino acids)
Biological process (GO): regulation of transcription by RNA polymerase II
Cellular component (GO): nucleus
Molecular function (GO): RNA polymerase II cis-regulatory region sequence-specific DNA binding; DNA-binding transcription factor activity, RNA polymerase II-specific
Source: RefSeq, a predicted model, not a curated record
GGGAGGAGAAAAACAAAGGCAAAGUUAGCAACGUUUGACGUGUGGUUUCAGUCUCGUCGAUUCCAGCACCAGAAUGUUAAAAGAGUUGGUCAAGGAGCGACUCAUGGCGGCAGCCGAUGAAAUAUUCGCGCUGUUUGAAAGAACGAUCGCGUCGUACGAGGAGGAACUUUGUCGAACAAGAGAGGAGAACGAGAGACAACGACAACAACUGGAAGCUGUUAGCAAGACCCAAAGGGUGCUACACAUUGAAGGCACCCAACAGCUGUUCGGCCAUCAAGAAGAACGUCCCCCUCCGCCGCAUGGGGGGCGCACCACAGCAUCCACAGAGGCUCCACAGCCCGCCUACGUUAAAGAGGAAGAAGAGGGACUCUGGACCACUCCGGAGGGAGAGUGUCUUCUAUGGCCCGAGGAAACUGACUUCACAAAGUUGCCACUAACUGGUGUCUCUGUGAAGAUGGAAGAACUUGAUGACAAACCAUCUGAGAAUGGUGGGGCGGAGCCCCCGAGCAGCAGCUCACCAAAGCACAUGACAACAGACGCUGACGGAGACCACUGUGGAGGAUCACAAGCAGACAACCUUCAAGCACCGCUGUCAGAUAGCGACGACGCGACGUUGCAAUGUCCAGAGGACGACACCCGGGAACCUUUGAGCAGCGAUACAGACGAUAUGAGGACUCACACUGACGACAAACACUCUAAAUGCUCUCAAAAGAAGACAGAUGUCCGACAGACGAUUGGUCGUCAAGAGGAACAUCUGCAGGAGGAUCUCCAGCCCGUCUGUGUUAAAGAGGAAGAAGAGGAACUCUGGACCACUGAGGAGCGCGAGUGUCUUCUCAGGCCGGAGGAGACUGAUCUCACCAAGUUGCCACUGACCGGUGUCUCUGUGAAGACCGAAGACCAGGAAGACAAACCACAAGCAGAGAACCUCCCAGCUCCGCUAUCAGAUAGUGACGACACUGAGGAUGACGACUGGGACGACACCCAAGAACCUUUGAGCAGCGAUGCAGACCGUGAAGGUGAUACGAGGACUCGCACCGACAGGAAACACUCUAAAUGUUCCAAAAAGCAGACGACGGUCGCCAAUACCGCCGCAAGAUGGCAGCCACUGUGACGUCAUGGAUGCCUGAGCUGCCGUGACACCUCGAGCGAAGAAGAAAAAGGCGGAAGUUUGAAGAUGAGGGGCGAAAAGACGGCUAAAUUGGACAACGGUGGGAGUGUUCAGUGUAGUUCAACAAAUACAACACCAAAAAUGUUGAGAGAGCUGAUAAGGGAGCGAUUAAUGGCGGCAGCUGAUGAAAUAUUCGGCCUGUUCGAAAGAACGGUGGCGUCGUACGAGGAGGAACUUUCUCGAAUAAAAGACGAGAAAGAGCGACAACGACAGCAACUGGCAGCUGUUAGCAAGACUCACACUGGGCGACGAAUCGAGGACGUUCAGCAGCUGAUUGCUGGUCAAGAAGAAGUUUCACUUCACCCUCUGUGGGGGAGCUCCGCUUUGAAGCAGGAAGAUCCCCAGCCCCCCAACGUUAAGGAGGAAGAUGAGGAACUCUGCAUCACUCCGGAGGGAGAGUGUCUUCGAGGGCCGGAAGGGGCUGAUCUUGCCGAGUUGCCACUCCCCGGUGUCUCUGUGAAGACCGAAGACCAAGAAGAGGAACCACAAGCAGACAACCUCUUAGCUCCGCUAUCAGACCGUGACGGCACGUCUCCUGAGGCUGAAGACAGGGACAACACCCAAGAACCUUUGAGCAGCGACACAAACCGUGAUGGUGACGUGUGGACUCACACUGGCAACAGACACUCUGAAUGCUCAGACAAGGAGACGGGUAAAAGAGGCUUGACCUGCUCAGUGUGCGGCGAAAGCUUUUCCUUUAAAAGCUAUUUGACUCGACACAUGUGUACGCACACGGGAGAAAAACCCUACAGUUGCUCAGUUUGCGGUAAAAGAUUCCCUCGAAAGUCAAACAGCGUGAGACACAUGCGGACGCACACGGGAGAAAAACCUUUUAGCUGUGCCAUUUGUGGUAAAGGAUUCUCUCAGAAUACAGUCAUGUUAUCACACAUGAGGACACACACUGGAGAAAAACCAUUUAGUUGCUCGUUGUGUGGAAAAAGAUUCUCUCGAAGGUCGUACGUGGUGUUGCACAUGAAAACACACACAGCAGAAAAAACAUAUCCUUGAACGCAUCAAGUUGACAUGUCGACACACACCGGAGAAUAAACGUUUUCCCGUCCUGUUUGUUGCAUAAAAGUGUCAUGUCAGGCCUAGAAAGUGAUGAUCUGCACACAUACUUUGACACGAGUGCGGUUUUGAUUAGGGGUGGUCACAAAAAGUUAGGGAUAUACACAAGCGUCAUGUUAGAGAACAGCAAGUUGUACGUUAAGUGUUGAACAUGUCGGACAUUCGUGCGUUCAGAAGUGCCCCGGCGCCUGAGGAGCACGUUCUUCUUGAAGACCAAUCAGCUGCCGUACGUCUGUAGGAAUCAAACACGCAUACAUGUCAAAUAUUUUACACAGUAAUCCCUUGUUUAGCACCGUUAAUUGGUUCUGUGAUAAGUGAAUUUCUGCAAAGUAGGAUUCGAUAUUAAUAAACUGAAUAUCUUUAUAGUUUGAGCACAGAUAACCUGUUUUAUGACUUUCUAAGUACGUGUUUUAACAUUAUUCAAGCCCUGUAGACAUGAAAUAACAUCCCAACAGUCACUCUUGCUUGACCCUCCGUUGACAUCGACCCACAGAGGGGUGGUUCGGGGACAAGUUAGACGCACACGGGAGAAAGAAGUUUCCCGUGUCCUGCGCAAUGUUAUGUAAACACAGAAUAGAGUGUAAAAGUGACUAUAAGGCUGUCAUUUAAUGUG